Molecule: messenger RNA, 1452 nt
Organism: Kickxella alabastrina
Lineage: Eukaryota; Fungi; Kickxellomycota; Kickxellomycetes; Kickxellales; Kickxellaceae
Product: major facilitator superfamily domain-containing protein
Exons: 1
Coding region: 1-1452 (483 amino acids)
Biological process (GO): transmembrane transport
Cellular component (GO): membrane
Molecular function (GO): transmembrane transporter activity
Source: RefSeq, a predicted model, not a curated record
AUGGACGCCAACACCACUGUAAAGGGCUCGGAGAGCGACAGCGAGCUCGUAGAUAAAAAAGCCUUUACGGCGGUUAAAGCUAACGACAGCGACAACAAUUCAACCAGCAAAAAGCGAAAUCUGGAUAAGUAUUGUCGGAAGAUUGACACACGCAUUCUAAUAUUUGCUAUUAUUCUUUCUAUUUUGGCCCAAAGCGACCGCGGCUCCAUUGGCGUUGCCAAGGUUGUCGGCCUAGAAAAGGAUUUGGGGAUGGUCAAUAACAACUUUAACAUUGCCGCGACUUUGUACACGGCGGGGUUUCUUUCACUCGAGAUGUUUUCCAACUUUUUGCUCAAACGUGUUGGCGCAUCUCGGCUGCUACCAACAUUGGGCAUUGCCUGGGGUAUCGUGUGCACAUUGCAGGGAGCCAUUAACACAAAAACACAGCUCUAUGUGAUGCGACUGCUCCUGGGCAUGGCUGAAUCGGGAUUCACAGCUGGAAUUCUGCUUAUGAUGUCGUUUUUCUAUCCCAAGCGUAAGCUAACAACGCGUGUUGGCUUCUUUUAUUUGAGCUUUCCCUUGGCCAAUGUGUUUUCGGGUCCCCUGGCCUCUGCCUUAUCGCACAUCGACCAUCCGACCAUCAGCCACUGGCAGUGGGUGUUUAUUCUCGAAGGGCUCAUCACCAUUGUAGUUGCGUUUUUUGGCUACUUUAUUUUCCACGAUCAUCCGGAAAAGUGCUCGUUUCUGUCACAAGAAGCGAAAGAUUUUAUAGUGUCGUAUAAGCGCAAAGAGAAAACACUGGGAGGAUCAGAGAACUUGGCAAUGAAUGAUACUAAGCGGGCUCUGGCAGACUGGCAAUUGUGGUGCAUGGUAUUUGGGACUUUUGCAGCAUGUGCAGCCUGCAAUUCAUUGUCAGUGUUUGCACCCGAGGUCAUCAACAAGAUGGGAUUCUCGCCAACGCAAGCGCAGGUCAUGAGUGCCCUGCCCUCGGCGUGUGGCACCGUUGCCCUAUUAUUUGCUGGGCAAAUCGUCAAGGUGUGUCGCAGCCAUUGGGUUGCAGGGUGCUUGGUCAUGAGUGUUGCCCUGAUGGGAAGUGUAAUCAUGAUUGCUGCACUCAGUGUGCCUGUACGGGUCUUUGGCUUGUGUCUUGUUGGUGCUGGGUCGUUUGCUGGACAAGGAAUUUUGCCUGGGUGGGUUGUCACAGCAAAUUCGCAGACCGUGGCUAAUUCUGCUGUCGCGUCCACGCUCACAGUAUUUAUGGGCUCUUCGUCAGGAUUUGUGGCAUCGAAUGUGUUUUUGAACUGGGAUGCGCCGCGCUUUGCCAUUGGGCACUCGGUCAACAUUGGAACUCUGUCCUUGGGAAUUCUGGCUUGUGUUGUUGUGCGCAUUAACAUGGGACGCAGGAACCGCCGUUUGGACGACCAACAGCAUCAGAUAGGGUUUGACAAGCCAGGUUUCCGCUUUGUAUAUUGA